This is a messenger RNA of Ruditapes philippinarum (Manila clam), 841 nucleotides long. RefSeq names its product carbonic anhydrase-related protein 10-like. Gene Ontology annotation, molecular function: carbonate dehydratase activity; zinc ion binding. The record is from RefSeq and is a predicted model, not a curated record. The transcript has 7 exons. The annotation marks the transcript as partial. NCBI's taxonomy places the organism in Eukaryota, Metazoa, Mollusca, Bivalvia, Venerida, Veneridae.
ACUAUAUAAACAAAGUUUCUCUUGGAAGUUAAACAAGACACAGAGAGUUACAUUGAUACCAAUAUUGAACACUUGAUGUCGCUUCUUCCUACUUUCCCAGCCAACCAGUCACAAGUGAUUGUUUAAAUAUUGUUUAAAUAUAAAAAUGGCUGGUCGCAUGCUGUAUUCUUUGAUUAUCUAAUGUUGAUAUUUAAACUGGAUUGGAAACUUCCGUUCUAAAACAAGGUUUACUCAGUCAUGAUGAAUACUCUUUAUAUCACAGCUAUUUCAAGUGGAUUUUUGCUUCUUCUAAAGCUAGUAAAUGGAAAAGACUCCGUUUGGACAGAAUGGUGGUGGACUUAUGAUGGUAUUUCAGGGCCAGAUUGGUGGGGUUCACGAUGGCCAAUAUGCGACAAAGGAAAAUAUCAAUCUCCGAUAGAUAUCAAACCUGAAAGGCUGUUGUUUGAUCCAAAAUUGUCUGGAAUCAUGUUUUCUAGUGAUAAAAAGGUAAAUGGAAAUCUAACCAAUACAGGGAAUGAUGUAACACUAUUUGUGGAAGAGGUACUCAUUCCUCACCUCAAUGUAACAUCAGGUCCACUUCAGUAUAACUAUCACUUGCACCAGAUGAAGCUUCAUUUUGGACAUGACGAAACUAGUGGAUCCGAACAUACCAUUAAUGGUCUUUCAUUUCCAGCAGAGUUGCAGAUAAUCGCAUUUAACGCUGAUUUAUAUCUAAAUUACUCACACGCAUUGUCUUCCCCGAACGGUUUGGCUGCGUUUUCAAUUUUUCUUGAGGUGGGAGAAAAACCAAACGAAGCGUUCACAAUGAUCACUGAUGCCUUAAAGCAUAUUCCGUCAAAAG